Drosophila novamexicana is the source of this 1401-nucleotide messenger RNA. It is a transcript of the gene ND-42, whose product is annotated as NADH dehydrogenase [ubiquinone] 1 alpha subcomplex subunit 10, mitochondrial. The coding region runs from base 82 to 1308 and encodes 408 amino acids. The record is from RefSeq and is a predicted model, not a curated record. The transcript is spliced from 3 exons. Lineage: Eukaryota; Metazoa; Arthropoda; Insecta; Diptera; Drosophilidae. Gene Ontology annotation, cellular component: cytoplasm. Gene Ontology annotation, biological process: mitochondrial electron transport, NADH to ubiquinone.
CUAUAAAGUUUGUCGUUUAUCAACACCAACCGCAUAGGCCGAUAUUGUUAUUGGAUAGAUUUUAGAUUUUUGCUUUUAAACAUGACUGCCGUGUUUCGUGUAGGCCUCGUGCGGCUGGUUAGCCGUGGCGCAACCGCGCCUGGCACACUGCUGCAGGCCCAGGCGAAUGCAUUGCCCACCGCCUUCAUGCAGAAGUGCAAUAUCUCCGGCAGAACGAUGCGGGGUGGUCCACGCUGUCCUAAGGUGCCGCCGUACCCAUAUAAGACGAAGAAGUACAACGUCAUAAGCGCCUUCUUCGACAAGACCUCCAAGCGCUUCGACGAGAACUCAAAAGUUAUCUGCGUCGAGGGUCCAAUAGCUUCGGGCAAAACUAAGUUCGCCCAGGAGCUUGCCACGGAACUGGAUAUGCAAUACUUUCCGGCCGUCGACUUAGAUCUGAUCUAUAUUAAUCCCUAUGGCUAUGAUAUGCGUAAACUGGAUCCGCAGUUGCCGCCCAGCUGCCGCAGUUAUGACGUUAAGGACUUCUGCAGGGAUCCCAAUCAUGAGCUGGCCGCCCUAUUCCAGAUACGUAUGUACAUGCUGCGCGUUUCGCAGUACAUCGAUGCCCUGCAGCACAUCUUUUCGACUGGCCAGGGCGUCGUACUAGAGCGCAGUCCCUACUCGGACUUUGUCUUCAUGGAGGCUAUGUUCCGCCAGGGCUAUAUAUCACGCGGUGCACGUUCCGUCUACAACGAUCUGCGCCAGAACACCAUCGGCGAGCUGCUCAAGCCACAUUUGGUCAUCUACCUGGAUUUGCCCGUGGAUGCUGUUCAGAAGCAAAUUAAGGCCCGCAAUUUGGAGUAUGAGGUGAAAUCCAAAGUGUUUACCGAGGCGUAUUUGCGCGAUCUAGAGGCUCUGUACAAGCAGCAGUAUCUUAAGGAUAUCGCUGGACAUGCGGAGCUGCUAAUCUACGAUUGGUCAGCCGGUGGCGAAACCGAGGUAGUGGUCGAAGAUAUCGAACGCAUUGAUUUUCUGCAGCACGAGUCGGAUCCGCACAACAAGAAAAUGUUGGACUGGCGUUUCCCUCUCGAGAGCGAGUGGUGCGAGGCACGCAUCAAGUACUGCAACGAGAAGUCCGAUCUGAUGAACUACUUUAAUGUGCCACGUUUCGAUGUGCCCGAGCUGUUGCGCAGUGCCGAUGACAGCAAAGUCUGGCGUGAUGUCUGGUUCAAUGCGCCUGGCAUGAAGUACCGCCCCGGCUACAAUGCGGAUGUGGGUGACAGUGGCUUGUUGACCAAGAGUAAAAUGGGCAUCAACGAGGUCUUCUAGGCGGCCACCCAUGAGCAUGGAGUUCAAUUGGCGAAAUGUGUUAAUUAUGUAAUAAACAAUCUAGUAAAAUAACGGUAAUCUUUUCGCUUACAA